Silurus meridionalis is the source of this 2976-nucleotide messenger RNA. Its product is annotated as ephrin-B2-like. Bases 110 to 1303 code for a protein of 397 amino acids. The transcript has 8 exons. Gene Ontology annotation, molecular function: ephrin receptor binding. Gene Ontology annotation, cellular component: plasma membrane. The record is from RefSeq and is a predicted model, not a curated record. Gene Ontology annotation, biological process: ephrin receptor signaling pathway; axon guidance. Lineage: Eukaryota; Metazoa; Chordata; Actinopteri; Siluriformes; Siluridae.
UCGCCCAUCGUCGUCAGUAGCGCGCGCGCUGAGCGGGACACGCACCGGAGCCGCGCGAGCUCCUGCCGUGAGCCGAACGUUUCGCUGGUUUCCACGCGUUUUCACUGUGAUGCACUGGAGGAACCAGCGUCUCUCACCUGACGGACAUUUGCGACCUUUUAUAUUUUGGAGCGAGCAGCGGCGUGAGACAGAAGCGUCCACGUUCAUCUGUAGAGGUUUUUGCAAGAUGGAGAGAGGAGCUCAGAAUCUCAUGGAACGUCCACAUGGGCUGACGGUCUUAGUUGUAUUUCUCAUGGAGAGCAUAAUGGUCACAGCAGUCAACCUGGAGCCCAUCUACUGGAACUCCUUGAACAGUAGGUUUGGAGAUGAGCGAGGUUACGUGCUGUACCCUCAGAUGGGGGACCGUUUGGAUCUGGUGUGUCCUGCCUCCUCGUCCCUGCCACAUUACGAGUUUUAUAAGCUAUAUCUGGUGUCGGAGCGUGAACAGGCAGACAGGUGUGACCUGAGCAAAGACUCCAACCUGCUGCUCACCUGUGACAAACCCAAUGCCGACACACGCUUCACCAUCAAAUUCCAGGAGUUCUCCCCCAAUCUGUGGGGCCACGAGUUCAAGAACCUGCACGACUACUACAUCAUAGCUACCUCGGACGGGACGAGGCAGGGGUUAGACAGCAUGAGAGGAGGAGCGUGUGCAACGCACGGCAUGAAGGUUGUGCUCAAAGUGGGACAGAGUGCAUAUGGACUUCCUCCAAAACCAAAACUCGAUCCAGGUCACUCCAACAGUAAAAUUCCAGAUCAUGGAGCGGACUCCCCAAACAGCGAGAGUGGGGCUGAAGCGGGAGAGAUGGACCCAGGCGACGGCUCGGCCUCUUUCACAAUCACCGUGGUAAUAUUCUGUGCAGUGGGCGGAGCUUUUGUCCUGCUGCUGGUUGCCGUGGUGAUUGGGGUGGUGUUUUACCGCAGGAGGAAAGCCAAACACUUGGAAACACAGCGCCCUAACCUGUCUCUCUCUGCCCACACGCCCAGAAGGGGCAUGGCUAACACUGGAGGAAAUGCAGGAAUCAUCGCCUCGGGUAACCUCACAGGCGGCACCGAGCUCAGUGACAUCAUCAUCCCGUUGCAGACUUCUGACUCCGCCUACUGCCCACACUACGAGAAGGUCAGCGGCGACUACGGGCAUCCGGUCUACAUCGUACAGGAAAUGCCUCCUCAGAAUCCCGCUAAUAUCUACUAUAAAAAGCCGAAUCACCUUCUUUUACAGCAGGAAGUUCGAUAUCGCUCAACACCAGCAAAGGCUCAGUGAAAUUUCUGCUCAGAGGAGAAACCAUGGUGUCGGCCAAGGAUAUAAACAGAAGAUGGAAGACAGGAUGUGGACGACAAAACAUCCAACCAAUCAGGACAUAGAACUGUCCCUCUUCAGUUUACUGUUCAUAAAUUUCCACCCCUUUUACCAUGUACUGCUGAUGUCAAAAUUGCGGCUCAGAAGUGGACUUUUUUCAAAAAGACCUGAAUUUCUGACUUAUAUAAACUUUAUUCUCAGGCUAAGGAACAUUUCACAUGUUUAAUUUAGAAGCUUCACAUUGCCAAAUGUGUACAGUGUGAAAUGAAGGAUUAGAAUAUUACAGCUAGAAACAGAACACAUACUUCCAUAGAUUUACGUGGUGACAUUUAAUGUCGGUGAAGCAUAAACUUGAGACAACCUAUUUCAUUUGUUCACGUGCUUUAUUUAUCCACUCAUUACAUUUCUAUUUCCAGCACUUGGCAGAAUUCCCCUUAUACAGAGUGACUUACAGAAGUGCUGUGAAGUCUUUAUCAAUACAGACAUCCUGAUAGUGGUUCAUUAAGUCAUAGACUAAGAAUACCCUCAGUCUAAACACUCUGUUGGGAGGAAUAAAUCUAGAAAAUCAGAUUUUCUGCAAUAGGGUAUUUAUUCUUAUUUUUAUUAAUAGAAGUGCUAAUGUUGGUACUGCUGGAAGAGGGUGGGUGUUUAGACGUUGUUUAAAGACCACUAAAUUAACAUUUAAAGAAAUAUCUUGAACAUUUUACAAUUUCCUCAUCAAUACAUCUGUGCAGAUGUGGGUUAAGGGCCCAGCACUGGCAGCUUGGUUGGUACUUGGAUUGGAUUUACGACUUUUCAAAAAGAGGUCCAACUGAGUCUAAUUUAACCACUGAGCUACAACUUCCCCAGUGACUCAGCUGUUCAGGCAUCAAAUGGGAGUUCUUUUUUCAUCAUCUCGGUUGCAGAUCAGAGAAGAGUCUCAAAGUUUACUCAUACUUCUUGACGUGUAUGAAAAUAUGAAAAUAAGAAGGUUCGCUUCAGGAAAGUACAAUCCAACAUGUCUGAUAAUGAAUAGCCACGAUUAAAUGUUACACGCAGGUAAAGGAUGAGAAAGUUGGCAUCUUGCUACGGUUUUGAAGUGUACUGUUACAUUUAUAGCAUUUGGCAGAUGCCCUUAUUCACAGUGACUUAUAAUUAUCUCAUUUAUGCAGCUGAGAGUUAAAGCCCUUGUGCAGGGACCCAGCAUAAAUUCACUUAUCACAAAUAGUUGAUAAACAAGUGCUGGUUAUAAAAACCUCAGUAGACAGCAAUUGGUUAAAAAAAGGAAAUGCUGAGAAGGAUUUGGCGUUGAUCCUGAUUAUGAUAUUAAAUGCCAAAAAGGGAUGGAUUAAGUUUUAUUUUAGCUCACUCGUAUUGGCUUUCCUCUCUCAAUCUUUUGCUUCUAAUUUGCAUUGAAUUUACAUUAGCCACUCCCACAUUCAGACACGUUCAAAGGUCAGUGUUGUGACCGCUGUCAUUUUAUUCCAGUGUUGUUUUCCUUAUUAUUUUUAAUCUAAUAUUGUCUUUUUUCUUUCUAGCUUAAAUUAUGCACUUAUCUUGCGUGUCUCUUUUUUAUUUAUUUUUUUUUUAUCUUUUUGUCAUUUUUCACUCAUAUUCUUGUCGCUAACUUUGUACUCUUGUUUCUACUCUCUUUUCAU